AUGUCUAGCGCUACCACUACCCUAGACGACAUUAUAGACGAGCUCAGGCUCAAGUACGACUCGUCUGUUGGACUUUUGGAUGGUAAAGCCAUCCGAGAAAUUCCCAAUCUCAAUACACUUUAUAACUUGAGCAAGCUUCUAACGAAUCUUGGGAAGAAUUUGAAGGAUGCUGAAGAUAAGGAUGAGGUGCUUCUUGAGAAGGUAGAUGAGAAGCUCAGUAAUCUCCAGAAGGGAGAAGAGGAGGAAGAAGAGGAAGAGGAGGAAGAACCUAAAGAGAAAGAGGAUAAUGACGUUGAGGAUGAAAGUAUACCGUUGGCCAAGCGAAGAAAGCUUGAUAGUACGGUUAAGCUGAAGUCAGAUAAGGAGGAUGAAGAAGAAGAGCCAGAGGAGGGUAAGGAAGAUAGUGAUGAAGAAGACGAGGCGGAACUUAAGGAUGCUAAUGAUAAGUUUGAAAAUGAAGAGGAGAAUAUGGAGGAGAAACCUGCUUCUCCAGCUCCAGAGGACCCUGAGCGUGAAAGGGUUAAUUCUAAGGAUGAUCCAGUUCCUCCAGAACAAAAGGGUUCUUAUACUUAUGAAAACGAUACGAGAUUGAAGAACCCAAAAUCUGAGUUCGUGCCGUCGCAGACACUUUCAGCUGAUGCUAUUGCUGAACUUGGGCUUUUCUCGGAGGAUAAUAAUGGUCUUGAAACACAGGGUAAAGAGUACCUCAAACGCAAGUACGGUGUGGCUUCCUACCCUGAGAACGAUUUGAAAGAUUUGCUACCCGGAGAGAUUCCAAAUACGGAUUUCUCAAAGCACAAGGCUCCAUCUAAUCAGGUCCAGUUUACGACUUACCAGUCAUAUAUUGAAUCUUUCUUCCGUCCUUUCUCUAAUGACGAUAUCCACUUUGCCAAUGAAAAGUUUGUGCUUCCGCCUGGAUUUGAAAAGGGUGACUACGAUCCCGCAACAAGUCCUUAUUUAAUUCCUAAACUCGGUCCUUUCUACGCUGACGUCUGGGCCGAAGAAGAUGCUGCUUUACGUUCAAAGUUGAGUUCUCCGGCUCCACAAAAACCACCAUUAGAGUCUUACAAACCUAAGGGUAACCAGGACGAGGUGAGCGAUGAAAAACUUCUAACAGAAGAUGUAUCUGUUGGACCACUUUCAAGCAGAUUACUUUCAGCCAUUCUCAGUAUACAUGAGGCUAAGGAGCAAAAUGAGAGAGACGACGAGGACCCUGACUCCAGCGCCAUCAAGGAGGAGGAUAACCGAUCCGAAGUUAACAUGUCACUUGACGAUGACGUCGCUACUCAGCUAGAUAGCGAUGCUUAUAGAGUCACUUCAGACGUGAACGACUUCUAUUCCAUGGAGGAGAGACUUAAGCGUGAGCUCAAGUAUAUCGGUAUUUUUAUGAACUUACCAACAAAGGGAGAUAAGGCUAAGCGUGGAGGAAGCAUCAUUGAUAGUGAUGAUUGGCUUCUACACAAAGAGGACGACGAAGUGAGCGCCGAAAUUCGUGUUCUUCAGGAAGAACUCAAAGGUGCUGUCGUCAGAAACAGACAAAGGAAGAAGGUUCUCGUUCCUGUUAUUGAGGAACAGCUCGCCUACCAAGAAUAUUGUACUAUAUUGGAAGACUUGGACAACCAAGUUAACACUGCCUACACCAAGAGGCUCAAGGCCAAGAGCAGAAAGAAGAAGACACCAGAAUCUACAGUCAAUGUGGCUCAGCAGCAGGCUGCCAAUAGUGGUUUGAGAGCACUCUUAGAGAAGAGACGCAGAUGGAUCGAAUCCAUUGGCAGUUUGUUUAAGCCACCACAGUUGAUGAAGAGAGUUCCUAGUGAAUCCAUUUUCAAGGAUCAAGUGCACUCGGACGAUGAAGAAGGAGAUGCUGAAGUUGAUGUUGUAAACGAAGAGGAAGCCUAG
Candidozyma haemuli is the source of this 1899-nucleotide messenger RNA. It is a transcript of the gene NGG1, whose product is annotated as histone acetyltransferase. Gene Ontology annotation, cellular component: SAGA complex. The transcript has a single exon. Gene Ontology annotation, molecular function: transcription coactivator activity. Gene Ontology annotation, biological process: regulation of transcription by RNA polymerase II. The record is from RefSeq and is a predicted model, not a curated record. Bases 1 to 1899 code for a protein of 632 amino acids. Lineage: Eukaryota; Fungi; Ascomycota; Pichiomycetes; Serinales; Metschnikowiaceae.